Molecule: messenger RNA, 2373 nt
Organism: Camelus dromedarius (Arabian camel)
Lineage: Eukaryota; Metazoa; Chordata; Mammalia; Artiodactyla; Camelidae
Gene: LILRB4
Product: leukocyte immunoglobulin like receptor B4
Exons: 8
Coding region: 692-1786 (364 amino acids)
Biological process (GO): cytokine-mediated signaling pathway
Cellular component (GO): plasma membrane
Molecular function (GO): inhibitory MHC class I receptor activity
Source: RefSeq, a predicted model, not a curated record
UUAUAGGCAGGACCAGAGGAUGCGGAAGAGAGAUCUGUUCAAAUAAGAAGGGGCACUGAAGAGGCAAGAAUGACUCAGGGGCUUGUUCCCAGGAAGCUGUGGUGGACGCCGUUGCGGACGCUGUUGCAAGAAAGAAGAGAGAAGUCUGUGAUGGGGGCAGUGACGGAAAUGAACCCACACUCCGGGGCCAGGAGAGGAGUCGUGUUUCCUGCCCUUAUUUCCCGGUGCUUCUCCUCUGUGCUCAUUGCCCCCUUGACCUCCACCGAGCUGUACUUAGACGUUCAAUGUGCGUCUCUGCUGAUCUGAGCUCUGCAGACCAGCAGGAACCUGCAUCUGCCCUGAAGAUGUGAAGGUGAGCCGGGUCCAUGGUGAGGACCCCGCAGGACUGUGCUGAUGGACGGCUGAGGACGAUGGAGGCCCCACACGGAGGAUCUGAGAGGGAAGGGCGUGGCCUGGGCACCCUCACCUGCAAGGGGCGCCUCAGGAAGACACCGGGUCUCUUUGCUGAUCUGUCAUGGAAACGAGAGCCAGGCUCUCAAGAAGGGGCAGUUCCCCUUCCCGUGGGGCUGCUGACGUGACAGCCCCGUGACGGGGAGGACCAGCCUCUGAGCGGACACACCCUGUGGGUCUCCGUGCUGAGGGCACCGUGUCUCCUCCAUCUGCACAGCCUGGACCACAGGGAGGAGGCGCCAUGACCCCCACGCUCACGGCCCUGCUCUGUCUCGGGCUGAGUGUGGGCGUGAGGACCCAGGUGCAGGCAGGGACCCCCCCCAAACCCACCAUCUGGGCUGAGCCAGGCUCUGUGAUCCCCUGGAAUAGCCCUGUGACCAUCUGGUGUCAGGGGACCCUGGGGGUCCAGGUGUUCCAACUGUAUUCAGAGGGAACCACAGAGCCUUGGGACAGACAGCCCCCACUGGAGCAAGGGGACAAGGCCAAGUUCUCCAUCCCACACAUGGCAGAGCACUACACAGGGAGACACCACUGUGACUAUUUAAGCCCCACUGGCUGGUCAGAGCGCAGUGACCCCCUGGAGCUGGUGAUGACAGGAGCCUACAGCAAACCCAGCCUCUCAGCCCUGCCGAGCCCCGUGGUGACCUCAGGAGGGAACGUGACCCUCCAGUGUGGCUCACAGGAGGGAUUUGACAGGUUCAUCCUGACUAAGGAAGGGGAAGACAAGCCCUCCGGGGCCCUGGACGCACAGCCACAGCCCAGCGGGCAGACCCAGGCCCUGUUCCCUGUGGGCCCCGUGCCCCCCAGCCCCAGGUGGACGUUCAGAUGCUACGGCUGCUACAGGAGCAAACCCCAGGUGUGCUCGGCCCCCAGCGGCCCCCUGGAGCUCCUGGUCUCAGGUCUUGGAAAGUACCAGAAAAUUUUGAUUGGGGUCUCUGUGACCUUCGUCUUGCUGCUCUCCCUCCCCCUCAUCCUCCUCAUCCGACACAGGCAGCAGAGCAAACGCAGCAAGUCAGACGCUGCCAUGAGAGAGACCCUGACUGAGGAGGACAAGCAGGUGGAGAAUCGGGGCAGAAACCUAACUGAAGAGGGACAAAAGCGGAGGCAAGGAGAGGAGUUCCACCCGCUCACGAUCUCCCCGCCGCAGAGCCCUGGUGGUGGAGAUCCCCAGGGAGCGACAUACGCCCAGGCUGCCGUGUCUGAAGCCCCCCAGGAUGUGACCUAUGCCCAGCUGACCCACUCGACCCUCAGACGGGAGACGACCGCACCCCCUCCCUCCCAGGCGGGGGAGCCCCCCACAGAACCCAGCAUGUAUGCCACACUCGCCAUCCACUAGCCCAGGACAGGACACCGACUCCCCACUCCCAGGAGGGAGACCGCAGGGACCCCGGGAGGCAGGGGGGCUGCCCCAUGGACACACAUCUAAUGCCCUGAGCCCAGGGAUCUUUCAUAAGCAAGCAGGAUACCCUGGGGCUUUAGAAGUCACCCCGUGCUGAAAACCAAGAUAAACAUUAACUCUAUAUUUUUAGAAACAAAGCAAUACACUUCUAAAUAACCGAUAGGUGAGAGAAGAAAACCGCAAUUGAAGAUAGAACUUUUUUCACGUCACUGGUAAUGCAAAUCUUACACAGCGACACAGACUGUUACUUAAGUGAUAAUGCCAAUGGUGUAUGUCAAGAUCAAUCGGGAAAACUAAGUGCCUAAACAAUAUUACCUUAAAAAACGAAGAAAGCCAGAAAACCGGUGAUCUAGAUAUAUAGAAGUCAGGAAAAGAAACAGCAAAUUCGCCCCAUGACAACGGGCAAAAGGCUAUACUAAUAAGAAAAGUGUGUAUUUACAUGGAAAGAACUAAAAAAGAGGGAAAUAUCAAUUCUAUUAAUCUGCUCAGGCUGCUAGAACAAAAUAAAAAAGCAUAGAAAUUUA